Juglans microcarpa x Juglans regia is the source of this 2298-nucleotide messenger RNA. RefSeq lists its product as uncharacterized. The transcript has 2 exons. The record is from RefSeq and is a predicted model, not a curated record. The coding region runs from base 1 to 786 and encodes 261 amino acids. NCBI's taxonomy places the organism in Eukaryota, Viridiplantae, Streptophyta, Magnoliopsida, Fagales, Juglandaceae.
AUGCUAUGUAUUCCAGAAUGUGAGAAUGGUUGGGGAUGGAGGAAGUUGAGGGAGGCUUCGGUAGAGCAAGGGAAAGAAAAAACCAAGGAAGGUGGUCUGCAUGGAGGAGCCAAACCGAGUGAUGGAAGAGGGAAACUGAAACACUAUGAGAGAUCGAAUAAGGAGGUCCUUGCGACGUCGAUACCGAGAGCUGCGAAGGAGAAGGUGGCUGGUGCGAAGGUUUUGGACAGAGGUAAGGGACGUUGGCAACGUGAUGGUACGGUGAACCAUGCCCAUGGCAGGGCAUCUGUCGAGUGUCAGUCAUGGGAAAUGCAAAGGAAGUUGUUGGAAAUGCAGGGGCAGCUACGCGCAUUGCAGAAGGAUAUGGCUACUAUAGUAGCAUUUGUCGGUUCAUUAAAGGAAAGUCAGGGAACAGAUAAGCUGAAGGAUGAUGGGCCGAGUUUCACUCGGAAGAAGGCUCAACAGAAAGGCAAAUACAACAAAGGAUGGAACGUUUGGCGCCGGGCUAAAUCACAAGAACAUUUUGGGGCUGGGCCGUCUGAUGUUAAGGCCCAUGGUAUCGAACCACAGCCUAAGGCCCAUUCAGGCGGGUCGUUAUCCAAGACCCAAUUAAACGGGUCUGGAUCCCGGCCAACAGAACUUGCGAAACCGAGUUCUAGCCCGAUACAUUCCAUCGAACUUCACGGGCUUGGGUUCAUGCCGGACAACAUACAGACGGCGCCGACAGAGGUAGUGGGGUCGCCGGUGUGGUCUCGCCGGAGUCUUGUGCUCAAAAUCCCCUGUUAGGAGUAGAAGCUAGGGUUCCUUCGGCUCUGGAGAAUCAGAGCUCGCGGAUGAGGGAGGCUGGGGUGUCUCUGAUUCCAGCAGCAGGGUUGGGGAGACCAGUAGAGGACCUCGAGUUGGCUGAGGUUGAAGAAGACUCGGAUGACUUCGUGCAUUCUGUGGAAGAUGAACUUUUCAUCCCAUGUGGUUUGGAGGAUUUUUCUAUGGGAAGUGAAUUUCAGAACCAGAAUAAUAAGAUGGAGAAUCCUACCUCAUUAAAUUAUUAUUUUCCAGAUCAAGCAUCAGAUUGGGUUAUACAUAAAGCUAAAGAAAUUCAACAUGUUGUGAGAAUUGAGUGUGUUGGGUAUGAGGAGCAGUUUAUAGCCUUGUUAACUGCUAUGGAAGCUGGCCAUCAUCAAGAAAAGAGGGGGAGCACAAAGAAGAGUCGGGAAUUAAAAAGAUUAAUGCGGUCGAUGAACUCGGAAGCAAGUUCUAGUAGGAAUAAGGCAAAUGGGAAGGGGCUGAAUGUUCUCCAAUGAAGCCUAAGAUUUUAUCUUGGAAUGUCCGGAGUCUAAACGAGGUAGAGAAGCGUCUUCGGAUUCGUCGUCUACUUCGUGAAUGAAAAGCGGACAUAGUAUGUUUACAAGAGACAAAGCUGAAGUUGAUUAGUAGGAGGAUUAUUCGGAGUUUUUGGAGUAAUAUUUAUGUGGAUUGGGUAUAUUUGGCCUCUUCAGGGGCUUCGAGAGGAGUAGUGAUAAUGUGGGAUAGACGGGUAGUAGAGAAAGUGGAGGAGUACAUAGGGAGAUAUAUGGUAGCUUGUUCUUUUAAAAGUGUAUCAGAUGAUUUUUUGUGGGCAUUUGCAGGAGUGUAUGGGCCUAACUUAGAUGCCAAUAGAAGUAUAUUAUGGGAUGAACUUGCAGGGGUACAAAGUUGGUGGGACCUCCCUUGGUGUAUUGGGGGGGAUUUCAAUGUGGUGCGCUUCCAGAGUGAAAGUCUAGGAAGUAGAAGAUUGAGACCAGCAAGCCUGGAGUUCUCAGAGUUUAUCUUUGAUUUAAACUUGGUAGAUCUUCCAUUAGCAGGGGGUCCAGCUACUUGGUCAAAUAAUCAGACGUGGUCCCGCUUGGAUCGUUUUCUGAUUUCUCCUGAGUUUGAAAGCCAUUUUCCGGAUGUAUGGCAAAAGAGUUUGAGUCGUAUAACUUCGGAUCAUUGGCCUAUUCUACUGGAUUGUGGAGGUGUUCGUAACAGCAGAAGGUAUUUUAAGUUUGAAAAUAUGUGGUUGAAGUCAGAAGGUUUUGUGGAAAGGGUUAAAAGAUGGUGGACUUCGUAUCAAUUUGAAGGUACAUCCAGUUUCAUUUUUGCAAACAAACUGAAAGCCUUAAAAAGGGAUCUAAAGGAGUGGAAUAAACAAGCUUUUGGAAAUGUGGAGGAGAACAAAAAUUCCAAGUUGAUGGAAAUUCAAUAUUUCGAAAGGCUACAAGAAGGGAGGUCACUAAAUCAAGAGGAACAAGCACAAAAAGUUUUGUUGGUUGCUGAUCU